Molecule: messenger RNA, 1593 nt
Organism: Suillus subalutaceus
Lineage: Eukaryota; Fungi; Basidiomycota; Agaricomycetes; Boletales; Suillaceae
Exons: 5
Coding region: 32-1435 (467 amino acids)
Source: RefSeq, a predicted model, not a curated record
CAAUCCCUAAACUAUUCCCGUCAAACUACGAAUGGCAGACUGUUCUUGUCGCAUUCUCACUCUAUCUUCUUCGAAGGAUGACACCUUGCAGUUUCUGCAAAGACUGGUACAGAGUGACCUCUCGAUAGCAACCGACAAUUCGUCCAUCAUCCCUUGGACUAUCGCGAACAAGUACUACACUGCCGACGUGCACUUUGAAUUCCAUCAUCUCCCAGAUUGGACACCAAACAAUCACGAGUUGGAAAGCGUGCCCGCCGUGGUGUACACAUGGACUGUCGGGGAGCCAUACCGGGAGAAUGUCCAGAUGAUUUCGCAACGCCUAUCACAUCAUGAUUUCGAAGUAUCUCUGGCCAUUCGACUUCCAUCUACUACGGCCAGAGGUGAAGGUACUGAUGAUGACGAAAUAGACUCAUUUCUUGGGUCCCUGGGAUUUGAAUUCAUCGAUGUGCAAGAUUUAGCAAAAUCUUCUGCCCAUCAUGAUCAUGGCGGAGUUUCCCGGGUCAUAGAUGCCUUGAGCACGAUCAUGUGGCCGUCCAUGGUACAAACUUCUUCUAAAGGAAGGGGUCUUGGCCUCUUGGUGACGAACCCUGAUACGGGAGAAGACCUCAGCAGCCUCAUCGCUACGUCCGCCCCAGGAGGACGUGAUCGUAUGCAACGAGAACUGGAAGAGUUAGAGCGGUGGUUCGACGAAGAUAAUUUCGGUGGCCAUCUUGAUGCAAGGGAGAAAACCAUGAGCAAUGAUCCAUGGAGUGCCGCAGCCACAACCGGCAGCUUGUCGCCUACGGAGGAUCCCUCUACCCAGGGCCCUCACAAUAACACAUUUGACGACGAUUUCACCGCUUUCGUGUCUGCUUCAGCGGCAGCGGCAGAUGUUGAAGCUCAGUCUGCACAAACAUCAUCUGAGAUACGAAUCCCACCUCUCCCUUCACUAAAUUUCGAUUCAACGUUCACUUUUGACUCUGGCUCUGAUACCUCUGGACGAUCGACGCCAGCUAAUGAAGAACACAACUUUUCUCGCUUAUCUGCGAAUGCCUCGGAUCUUGGUGUAUCUUAUAGAUCUUUAGGGUCAGUUUCCGAUUUUGGGGAUCCAGAAGCAGAGGGAUCCGAACACGACGAUUCCGGCAACGAAAUGCCUUCAAAUGCCGAGAUUGCUGCUACCUCAAAGCGUAUCUUCGGUGCAACACCUCUUGCUUUCUCAUCCACUGAUGCAAAUAACACUUGUUCGCUGCAAGAGAAUCUUUCCGUGCCAUCUGAAGUCGAAGCCGCCGACCCAUCAGAAGCGGACCUCGAGCGUUUCGAUCUGCAAAGGAUGCUGAGUGCGCUUCAGGGUCUUAAGGAGGAAAUUGCGGGGAUGCCCGAUUCGCAGGAACGUAAGAGGGCAGCUGCUAGAGUAGCCUUAGGUUUGGUUUAUGGGCUUGAUGGAAAUUCCGAUUGAAAGUAAAGAACUGGAUGCACAGCUGGGAGAUUUUGUUAUCUACAACUGUCUUACGCGACUGGUCGUGUAGACGCGUCCCGUGUAAAUCAAUGGCCAUUUUGACACUGUAACUUCCAAGCUUCCUGCUGUGCUACCGUUUGCACUGCGUAUCCUCUUAC